Molecule: messenger RNA, 189 nt
Organism: Lachancea thermotolerans CBS 6340
Lineage: Eukaryota; Fungi; Ascomycota; Saccharomycetes; Saccharomycetales; Saccharomycetaceae
Exons: 1
Coding region: 1-189 (62 amino acids)
Source: RefSeq, a predicted model, not a curated record
AUGUCCAGAGGAAACCAGAGAGAACUCGCCAGGCAGAAAAACCUCAGCAAGCAGAAGCAGCAGGCCAAGGGCAAAAAAGAGGGGGACCCCAAGAAGCGCAUGGCCGCUGACGCCGACAUUCUCCGCCAGAAGCAGGCCGCCGCCGACGCGCGAAAGGCAGAGCAGAACCAGUCGGGCCAGCGCAAGUAG